AUACCCAAAUGCAUGACUUGUGUGAUUCAUCAAUUUAUUACUUUAUAAAAUUGUCUCUUCUUAGUCUAUGAAGUUAAUGAAAUUUUAAAAAUUAUCCUUAAAUUUGAAAAUUCAUGAUUACAUUUGAAAGUUCUCUAGCGAUUAAAUGAAACGCUUUAAAAGGAUUAAUAUUAUUGAAGGUUUUCAAUUUUGUAGAUUAUAUUAAUAGUUUCAAGGAAUAAAUUGACAGUGGCCUACGAUGUCACAAAAUGUCUGUUUGGAUUGACUUAUUUGAGGUUAUUUACUGAUAUAAACACAUGUGAAAUUGUUUUGGAGAGUUUAUGGAAACAACUUAUGACAUGUCUAUAGGUUGUGUUCAACUGAUUUUCAUAAGCUCUCCACGAAAGCUUAUGAAAAUAGUUUAGAUGAAAACAAUUUGGGUUUAUUUUAUCUUUUAUUAUAGAAAUAGCUUAUAUAUUUGCACUUAUAUGAACACAUGCUAUAUAUUGAGACUCUCUACCUCUAAAUUAUUGACAUAUCUGAACUUUUUUAUUUUUAAUAUUAAGAUGAACAUUUCCUACCAAUUUCUCUUCCUUUUACUCACUGCCAUUUGGUUCAUAUCUCUAACAGCUACUACUAUUCACCCUGAUGAAAAGAAAGCUCUCAAAGAUAUAGCUAACUCACUUGGUAAGAAGGACUGGAACUUUGACAUAGAUCCAUGCAGCAACAAACCUAACUGGGCUACGCCUGCCGUACCUCAUGUUUCAGAUAACAAUGUCACCUGUGACUGCUCUGUUGCUGGUGACAACUUCUGCCAUGUUAUUUCAAUAAUUUUGAUAGCACAAAAUCUCCCCGGCACUCUCCCACCAGAACUGACCAGGUUGCGUUACCUUCAAAUUAUUGACCUCUCUCUCAAUUAUUUGAACGGUUCAAUUCCUAAAGAGUGGGGCUCCAUGAUGAAUAUAACUAAAAUUUCUCUCCUUGGAAAUCGAUUAACGGGUUCAAUCCCCGUGGAGAUUGCAAACAUAUCUACUCUACAAACUUUGGAGUUAUGGAUCAAUCAAAUGUCCGGAAAUCUUCCUCCCGAGCUUGGGAAUCUAACCCAACUUCAAAUAUUGCGACUUUCCUCUAACAAUUUUACUGGAGAACUUCCUAUGACAUUGGCCAAACUCACUAAUUUGCAAGAUUUCCGAAUUGAGGGCAACCAAUUCUCUGGAAAGAUACCUGAUUAUAUUCAGAACUGGACAAGUAUCCAAAAUCUAAUGAUUCAAGGAAGCGGAUUAAGUGGGCCUAUUCCUUCUGGAAUUUCACUUUUGAACUUAACUGACUUGAGAAUUAGUGAUUUGGAUGGAUCUGAAGACGCACCUUUGCCACAACUUAAUAAAAUGACAUCGUUACAAACUCUAAUUCUAAGGAACUGCAACAUCAGUGGAAAACUGCAUGAUUAUCUUGGGACUAUGCCAUUAUUAAAAACAUUAGACCUCAGCUUUAACAAAUUAAGUGGAACAAUUCCGAGUACCUAUGCUGACAUGAAGAAAUCGAAUUACAUAUUUUUAACCGGAAACCUUCUCACUGGUCCUGUGCCGCCUUGGAGAACUAACGUUGCUGUAGAUCUUUCAUACAAUAACUUCAGCAUCAGCCAAGGGAGUCAGAGUCAGAUAUGUCACGAUGAAAAAGUGAACUUGUUUUCUACCACAUGGGCACGCAACAACAUAGGAACAGAUUCAUGUAUGAGCGUUGUAUGUCCCAAACCCUCAUACUCCCUUUAUAUAAAUUGUGGUGGAAAGCAAGUAAUAGUCAACAAAACAAGUUAUUAUGGCGAUUCAGAUUUACCUGGACCAGCUAGAUUCCAUGCCAGUUCGCAAGGAAAUUGGGCAUUUAGCACUACUGGUAUAUUCAUGGAAAGUAAUAUACUUCGAGACAAUUAUUCCCCGCAUAAUAAAACCAAACUUACUAUGGUGGAUGCUGAAUUGUACAUGAAUGCACGUGUUUCUCCUAUUUCUUUGACUUAUUAUGGGUUUUGCCUAGCAAAUGGAAGCUACACAGUAAAUCUACAUUUUGCUGAAAUAAUGUUCACAGACGAUCAAACUUUUGGUAGUCUUGGAAGGCGUAUAUUUGACAUAUACCUUCAGGGAAAGCAGGUGCAAAAGGACUUCAAUAUUGCAGAAGAAGCAGGAGGAGUUGGUAAGAAAGUCAUAAAAUCGUUCAAAGACGUUGAUGUUACUAGUAAUACUUUGGAGAUCCGCCUGUAUUGGGCUGGAAAAGGGACAAUGGCUAUCCCAAAUAAGUCAGCAUAUGGUCCACUUAUAUCAGCUAUAUCGGUGGAAUCUGAUUCUCCACCUGGAAGCAUAUCUGUAGGAGCUGUGUUUGGAAUUGUGGUUGCAGCAAUAAUUAUUAUCAUUCUAGUAUUUGGUAUACUUUGGUGGAAAGGAUGUUUUGGAAAUAAAAACUCAUUAGCAAGAGACCUGAAGAGUUUAGACCUACAAACGGGUUUAUUUACUUUGAGACAAAUCAAAGCAGCAACAAACAACUUUCAUAUUUCCAAUAAGAUUGGAGAAGGAGGGUUUGGUCCUGUGUACAAGGGAUGUUUAUCCAAUGGGACCUUGAUAGCAGUCAAACAACUUUCUUCUAAAUCAAAGCAAGGGAAUCGUGAGUUUUUAAAUGAGAUAGGCAUGAUUUCUGCUUUGCAACACCCUUAUCUUGUUAAACUCCAUGGUUGUUGUGUGGAGGGAGAUCAAUUGUUGCUCAUAUACGAAUACUUGGAAAACAAUAGUCUAGCUCGAGCUUUAUUCGGUCCAGAGGAACACCAAAUAAAAUUAGAUUGGUCAACAAGGCAGAAGAUUUGUGUUGGCAUUGCUAGAGGUUUGGCAUACCUCCAUGAAGAAUCAAGACUGAAGGUUGUUCAUAGGGACAUCAAGGCCACUAAUGUGUUGCUUGAUACGGAUCUAGUUCCAAAGAUUUCUGAUUUUGGUUUGGCCAAGCUUGACGACGAGGACAAGACUCACAUUAGCACGAAAAUUGCAGGGACCUAUGGAUAUAUGGCUCCGGAAUAUGCAAUGCAUGGUUAUUUGACAGACAAAGCAGAUGUUUAUAGUUUUGGAGUUGUUGCCUUUGAAAUCGUUAGUGGAAGGAGCAACACCCUUUAUCGGUCAAAGGAGGAAGCAUUAUAUCUUCUUGAUUGGGCACAUAUGUUGAAAGAGAAAGGUGACUUAAUGGAGCUAGUUGAUAGAAGAUUAGGUUCCGAUUUCAACAAAAAAGAAGCUAUGGUGAUGAUUGAUGUGGCUUUCCUAUGCACCAAUGUCACUUCAAACCUUAGGCCCUCUAUGUCGUCAGUGGUAAGUAUGCUUGAAGGAACGACAGUGGUUCCAGAAUUUAUUUCGGAUUCAAGUGAAGUAAUGAAUGAAAAGAAAUUGGAAGUGAUGAGGCAAUAUUACAAUCAGAUGGAAGAAAAUAAGACAAGUAAGUCACAAACACAAAGUCAGAGUUUAUUAAGUGAUGGGGCAUGGACUGCUACUACAUCUUCAUCAGGUGCAGACCUUUAUCCUGUCCAAAGUGAUUCUUCCUAUUGGGAGAAAAGAAAUUAAGUGUUUUUUUGUUGAUAAAUAAUUGCAUCUGCCACUGUGUCCUGUGAUGAAACCUUGAUGCAUCUAGUACUGUAAUUUGCCCUUUCAAAAAAAAUAAAAAAAAAAUUACUGUAAUUUGCAAUGGAACUUAUAUUUAGGGACAUCUUUUUUCUUUCAAAGGGGACUUAUAUUUAGAGACAAAGUUGUAUUUGAACUCUAUCCUAGUGAGUUAACUUAUUUUUAAAAAUUCUAUUUAUACAUCUGAAUAAAAAAUCAGGACUCCAGUGUUUUCAUUCUAAA
Messenger RNA from Trifolium pratense (red clover), 3842 nucleotides. RefSeq names its product probable leucine-rich repeat receptor-like serine/threonine-protein kinase At3g14840. Gene Ontology annotation, biological process: protein phosphorylation. The record is from RefSeq and is a predicted model, not a curated record. Gene Ontology annotation, molecular function: protein binding; protein kinase activity; ATP binding. The transcript has 24 exons. NCBI's taxonomy places the organism in Eukaryota, Viridiplantae, Streptophyta, Magnoliopsida, Fabales, Fabaceae. Bases 405 to 3563 code for a protein of 1052 amino acids.